AAAGAAAGCUCGACUACAGCCCAUUCAGCCCGUCGGCUGAAUCUAUCUCUUGGGACAUCAAGUAAAAAGAAGUCGCUGAAAACUCAACUCUAAUCACGCAAAAAAACGCGUUAAUCUUAUUGUUCUUGAAAGAUUGUUCUUAGAUUGUUCUUGAAAGAACGACAACAACUUAAGGACGUCUUAAUACAGAAAAAUUAAUUGCGGUACCAAUGAUCAAUCGUGUGUGUUGCGGUACCGAUACAUCAACUGAAGUUGAAUAGAAUUCGCUCGUUGUCCUCAAGUAGAGUCAGAAGUCUUACUGCAACCAGUAAAAGUGGGAAGUAAGUAAUUGUUGUAGGAAUACAGAGUCUAUCUGCCCAUUUCCUUGUUCUUACCACUGCGUACUUAGUCCUCUUUCAAAGAAGAAAAGUUGUAAUCUAUCUCGUGGGACAUCAAGUAAAAAGAAGUCGCUGAAAACUCGGCAGUUAACGUGGAAGUAGAUCAGCAUCUUCAGCUUCACCUUCUCAGAUUCUGAAACGAACCGAAAGGGCAGCAAGAGCAACAUCAAGAAGGUUCGCACUCGAUCAACACACUACAACAAAAAAGCAGUACGUUAGAACACCAAGCAAAACCGAAAAGCAAAAUGGAGGGAGGGACCUUCAUCUUCGUAAACUUACCGAAUGGGCAGCGCUUUUACGGCUUGCUUUUGUUCUCUAUAUCUCUUCUGUCCAUGAUUCUCUAUAUCUCUUCUGGCUUAUGCUAUUUUGCAAGAAAGUAACACUCUCUCAAGAUAGAGAGUGCAAAGUUUUAUGUGCAUUGAAUAUUGAAAAAAGUAACACCAUAAAUGAACCGAUGCAGUUUUAUGAGAAAUUCUAAUACCUGUGUCUGACGCCUCCAGAAAUAGACGCGAUGCACGGCGCAUUGGAGAGCUUGUAUUGCGAUCAGAUUUUUUAUGGGGCGGAAAGUUUUGCGAGUUUUUUAAUUGUAUUUAUAAAAACGACUGGCAGACGCAGAGCAAGGCCGUACCUUCCUCGACGAAGUGUGUAGCUGCGCAUCUCGAAUUAGCUUCUUGACACUAUGAGUGCUUCGCUUGAAGACGUGGGCUCCGAUCACAAAAGUAGCCCUAACUCCUAUACCCAUCUUUUUGCCCGCCUUCGUUCAUACUCCCCCUGACGAAAAAAUGGUGAAAGCCCGUCUGAAGGCGCUCGGUGUGAGAGCGAUGAUCGAGCAGCAUUUCGUAAAAAUUUACUCAGUCCAGCCGGCAUACCUAGUCGCCACGGAUGACAGCGGCACGGUGUCCAUUCAGUUCAAAAACGGUUACGAAGGUACAACUACUCGUUUACUUCUUUUCUCUUGAAUGAUAAUGAAUGAAUUUGCCUAAGAACUAGAGGCGACGCAAUGUUUAUCACUUUCACUAUCGUGAUUAUUUAUCUUACUUUCCCUUAGCAGGUUUCGAAGGAUGGGUGGAUCCUGGCAAUAUCAGCGACCCAUAUCCCCACUCGGUCUGGGAGAAGUUUGCGGAUUAUCUUCAGGAGAUGCUGGAGGAGGGCGUUCUUCAUUCUAAGAAGGGCCUCAAGCCGGUCACUUUUCAUCGCGGACGAUAUGGGAUGGCUCAGGAUCUGUACUAUAAUUUUCCCGCUACUUCGCUUCGGCUUUGUAGUUACUUUCUCUUUGUUGUAUUAUAUACAUGCCCAGAAAGCGGGCCCAUCAAGGGCCCGCUGCGCCGGGCAUAGGUUAACAACUAGACAGAUUGACUACUAAGAGACAGAAAGACAAACGAAAAAAGUCGCCAAGGCAAGUCUGCUCGCCAAGGCUGGGAAGCUGGCUCCCACUGUGUCAAAGAAGGGAAGGCUGGGGAGGUGACACCCUCAACGGCUUCGACUUUCACGCACAGAGAUGCAUAUCUGUGGCCUUCUCAUGGAUAUGAUGAUGCUCACCAGGGUCCAGCCUUCAGACAUGCAAUUCCUCACGACUAUCAUUCUCACACGCAUCGACAUCCUCAAAGGCUUCGCCUUUCACGCGCAGAGAUGUAGACCUUUGCCUUUCUCGUGGAUAUGAUGACGCUCACCAGGGUCCACCCUUCAGCCAUGCAAGUCCUCCCGGCUAUCAUUCUCACAGACAUCGACAUCCUCAACGGCUUCAACUUUCACACACACAGAUGUACAUCUGUGGCCUUCUCAUGGAUAUGAUUAUGAUGACGCUCACCAGGGUCCACCCUUCAGACAUGCAAGUCCUCACGGCUAUCAUUCUCACAGACAUCGACAUCCUCAGCGGGUUCGACUUUCACACACAGAGAUGCAUAUCUUCGGCCUUCUCAUGGAUAUGAUGACGUUCGCAAGGGUCCACCCUUCAGACAUGCAAGUCUUCACGGCUAUCAUUCUCACACGCAUCGACAUCCUCAAAGGCUUCGCCUUUCACGCACAGGGAUGUAUAUCUUUGCCCUUCUCGUGGAUAUGAUGAUGCUCACCAGGGUCCACCCUUCAGACAUGCAAGUCCUCACGGCUAUCAUUCUCACAGACAUCGACAUCCUCAACGGCUUCAACUUUCACGCACACAGAUGUAUAUCUUUGGCCUUCUCAUGGAUAUGAUGACGCUCACCAGGGUCCACCCUUCAGACAUGCAAGUCCUCACGGCUAUCAUUCUCACAGACAUCGACAUCCUCAACGGCUUCGACUUUCACACACAGAGAUGUAUAUCUUUGGCCUUCUCAUGGAUAUGAUGACGGUCGCAAGGGUCCACCCUUCAGACAUGCAAGGCCUCAUGGCUAUCAUUCUCACACGCAUCGACAUCAUCAACGGCUUCGACUUUCACGCGCAGAUAUGUAUAUCUGUGGCCUUCUCAUGAGUAUGAUGAUGCUCACCAGGGUCCACCCUUCAGCGAUGCAAGUGCUUCCGGCUAUCAUUCUCACAAGCAUCGACAUCCUCCACGGCUUCGAUUUUCAAGCACAGAACUGUAUAUCUUUGGCUUUCUCGUGGGUCAAUGUGAUGACGCUCGCCAGCCUCUGCCCUUUCAAGUGCUCACCCUCUCCCUUACAAUUCUCCUACUUUUGUGCUGAUAAAAAUGCACACACGGGCUAACCAUCUCCAAGGGCUGCCGCGCGCUCUUGUGGUCGGUUGUUGUGUGCGGAAGGUAGUCGCGGAAGGGGAGCGAGCUAACUUUUUCCCAAAAACUUCAGGGGGGUCGUUUUGUUUUCUCUGUAUUUGAAUGGCCUCCCUGAAGUUUUUGAAAAAAAAUAAAGGCGCUGGGCGAUAUUUUUUAACAAGGGGAGCGGUUGGAAGUUCUUUGGGGCGAUUCGCUAGGGCGGGGUGGGCGCGUAGUGUCCUGCUGCAGAUUGGUGCGGCUGGUGUACGUGAGUAGCCUACAAACUAGCAGCCGCGAACACGUUAACACGUUCGCGGUGCCUUUGAACUCGUAGCACUAGCAACGCAAGUGCUUUAUUAGGGAGCCUUUUGAGCCCUUCAGAAUCCCUUAAGGAGGGCGCUAAUAUUAGCCAAGGGCUAUUACAACUUUUCCUUAAGGAGCUUCCUUAAGGAAUUUUUUUUCUCUUAAGGAAAGUUAUAAUAACUUUUUGUAAUAGAAAUUCCUUAAGGAAAAGGGUUUUCCUUAAGGAAGCCACUUAAAGGAGUCUCUUAAGGAUUUCGCAAACUAUUGCUAACCCUAUAAAUACUAAUAUAUAUCUUACCAAGACCGUGCUAGGUAUAGUUGCUGAUGCUGGCGCUUGUUAUUUCUAAGCCUACGUAAUCCACCAUCAAUCUUCUUUUUUCACCUUGUUAUCUCGUCGAAAAUUUUCGCGCAUUUAGUCUAUUAGACAAACUUUGUCUAAUAGACGCAUUGCGUCGUCGUCUCAAGGUUUUUUCUCGCUGCAGCAGUUUUCUUUUGAGUUCACCAAUCUAUGCUCGCAUCGCAUUCCCACUCAUAGCAAGUUGUACAAGCCUACCUCGCUUUCGUCGUUCAUACAUAAUUCUUUCAGCCUUUUCACAAUUCAGGCGUUUUCAUCACUUUCAGGCAUGCCCGUCAGUUGCCGUUUUUUCAGGGGUAUUCUCUUGGCAAAGUGUGUCAUAUCGUUGAGCUGGCCCUCCAGAGAGAUCUCCUCCACUACGAAAACAAUCUACUGCUUCCGGCUCAGGCUUGUGGGAAGUACCAUAAUGGUACUCAAUUAGAAUUGGCGAACUCCUUUUUGGGUCGUGACUGAUAGUCAGUGGCGUUUCCAAUUAGUGCACCUAGCAAGUGCGAAGCUUGUCUGACUCUCUCUAUGAGCUGCAUUCUUCCUUGAAAUUCCAAUCCUUGUGGAGUAGUACUAUCUUCUACUUUUCAAAAGUAGAUUCCCAAUGAUCCCAGAUGAAAUAAAAACACCCACUUCUCCAGCACUCUACGGAGUCCCGACCGCCUCGUCGGCCAAUGUGAAGCAUCGGGAGAAGAGCUACGUGAAGGACAUGACUGAGCUGAAGGCCGUUUUUUCGGAUUUGCUUCGCAAAUAUCCGUUUGGCUUCAACCUCUCCACGCUGAAGACCAAGAUCAAAAGAUGGCAUGGAAAACAUUUAUCGGAAACUGUGUUUCACGAGACGAAGCUUCUUACGUUGGUGCAGAUGCCACCGCUGGACAACGUCGUGAAGAUUGUGAGUUAUGGAACAAAUGGCUUCAGGUUUCUUGUUUCUUUUAAAGUCUAAGUCGGUUUGUUGAGUAGCGUACUCAGGUAGAUGACUGCGCCUCAUUCAUUCAGGUAGAGCGACCUAGGGCAGCAUAGUGCUCAAAGAUGUUUCUUUGUGCCAUAGUUUUCUGCCCCCUCUUACUUUUUUGCCUCUUUCUCCUCCUACUCCUCCGCGUCUAACCUCUACUGCAAGGAAACUUUGGGUAUUUGUGCCAACCGUCCUCCGGACUCAUGGCCCAGAUUGUGGCAGAGCGCAAAAAUGCCAAAGACCAGCAGCACUAUGGCAACAAGAAUCUUUAUGCUAAGGACUUUAUAAGGACUUUAUAAGGACUUUAUAAGGACUUUAUAAGGACUAUGGCAACAAGAAGUACUUUAUAAGGACUAUAAUAGGACUAGCAGCUUUCCUUCAUUGUACUUUACGCAGGAUCUUCACCGACCUGGGAGUCGAUUCUAAGCAUCGAAAGAAGACACGACAGUGAACAUGAAGAGAGGCCUCAUCUUUUCAAGGAUCGGCAAAAUAAUAUAAUUGAUACAUACUGCGCAGUUGGCUUAGUGGUUUAGGCGUUGGUCUGUUCACUUAUCACUAUGGGCCAGAUGAUGAUAGUUCCGAUCUGAGAUGCGUUCUCCCUCUCUCCCUCUCUAAUCUCAUCAUCAUCAAGGACAGGCUGAAUAUUACGAUGGCGGCGGUCGACCCCAUCAGCAGCACAGCUAUUCUACUCGUGGAAGCUACAGCAGGAGUGCUCAACAUCAACACUAUGUUAACUCCGCGUCGCGCUAACCCUACCACGCUUUUUGGAGGAGCAACUUCUGCUGUACUUUGCUAUGCUUUUACUUUCAUCCUUUUUAUAUCUUUUCCUUUGGAGCAUCAACAAGUGAUCUAAGUACCUUUGUCUAAACUCCGGUGUCACGACGAGAAAGUGCUGAUGUUAUGCUGGAUCCCCCUACUCUAUUUCAUCCUUUGUUCAUCCCACUUAUCUCAGUCUGCUGGCGGAAACAUCUGGUCACCGGAUCCGGUGUUGUCUUAUUUCUAUUUGCCAUCCUUCGGCUAGGCGCUUAACAGCGUUUUGGUUUUGGAUGAAUCGGAAGCAACCAUAGUGGAAAAAUAUGAGGGGGAUGCUCAUGAUAUACUGAGCCGGGUGUAGUGACAAGGGAUUUUUACUGGAGAGGGGUGUGCAAACGAGGAGGAAGGAAAAGCUGAAAUAUCUAUUUAAUUAUGGUCAAUACUAUAAUUACUAAGGGUAAAAAGUACGUCUUGGUCUUGUCGUAGAAGUUCAAGAGCAGGUGACGGACAAAGCCUCAUGUCUUUAGGACUGACUCGGUAAGACUUACCGAGUCACUUACUAUAUACAUAAAGCACAAAGAGAAGUGCAUGAAAAAGGGUAGAAAAUAGAAAAAAGACAACUGCAACAAUUAAGUCCGUCGAACGACCUCUUGUUAGGUAAAUGAGUGAAUGAAUGAAUGAACUUAAGCGUAGCUUUGAAUAUAGAGAAAGCUUUUUCGUCUCUUCUUGCUGUUUUGGUGCAUCCUAGUGAAUAAUUAUGAGAAUUGUUUUAUUACGAUAUGAUAUGCAAUAAGAGAUACGUUGAAGUAAAGGGAUAAUGAUGAUGUGGCUGGUUUUUUCUUCCAGAUCCAUACGAUACCCCAAGAUUGGGCACACUACUGCUACUCCUACUACUACUACUUCUUCUACUAACUCAUACCUCAUGCUAGGUAAAUGAAUGAAUGAAUAAUAUUAACUUAGAUUUGGAUUUUUUGACUUUAUUUUCCAAAGACCUGCGACUUGUAAACAUGUGCUGGGCGAUCACUAUCGGUCAACACCGUGGUAGACGUAGAAGUGCAUUCUGGGGCACUCGAAAAGUGAAAAUACGCGAGUAAGUAGCCGUUUUCAGAGUCUCGCUGAGUUGCUCUUAUUUCAGCAUCUCGCAUAUUUUAUUUUUAAGUAGUUGCUUACGUAUUUUUGGUAUUUCAGUUUCUCGAAUAUUAACGAUACGCAUGCUGAGAAUCCAGGAUGGUAUCAACUUCUGACUGCUACAACACAGAGUGUGAAUAAAGCAUGCUCAUAUGAACUUCAGGAAAGCAGGUCUCCUAAGGUUUACUUGCUUUGUAGGAGAUAUAGAAUAUAGACAUGAAAUGUGAAAAUUUGAUAUCGUUAGAAGAUAUAACAUAGACAUGAAAUGUGAAAAUUAUGAAACAACAAAGUUAAUGAGCACAAUGAAAAGGAAGAGAAAAUGCAUAACAGUCCUCAGCUAAUGUCUCUCAACUUACUCAACGUUAACACAGUUUCGUUUUUAACAAGCAGUUUCUUUUACCUCACCCUUAACAAUAAUAAUAAUAAUAAUAAUGAUAAUAAUAAUAAUAAUAAUAAUAAUAAUAAUAUUAAUAAUAUUAAUAAUAUUAAUAAUAAUAAUAAUAAUAAUAAUAAUAAUAAUAAUAAUAAUAAUAAUAAUAAUAAUAAUAAUAAUAAUAAUAAUUGUUGGAACAUUCGAACACAGACUGUUAAGCCGCGUCUAGUUUCUCAUUGAGAAGCGCUUGAGUUUGGUACAGAUUGCACUAACAGCUUGAGACAAAUGAUCUCUGGCUGCUUUGAUCCCUGUGGAUGUUCAUUGGGGUUGCAAGGGAAGGAAGUCCCAGCUUCUUCAUUGGGAUCGAUACCAUGUUGCAUGAGGAAGCUUUCAUAUGCUUCAUAUGGGAACACCUAUGCUAUCGUCAUUGACUCACACGAUCACCCACAUGCUCUUUGAACUGAUCAGAACUGACAAAACGUUAUGGACCUGAUUACAGCUAUGAUUGAACAUUCAAUAUCUCUGCUAUCUGAAUACGUUGAAGGCCCUUUGCCUGUUGAUCGUCGUUUUUGGAACCAUAUGCGUUUAGGUCUGUGGGUUAUCUUGAGAUCUUUCCUGUGUUGCUUUGUCCCUGACUGUGUUGAGAGACUUGAAACGACAAACGAGAGAGAGAAGGGAGAAACCGCUGACACCCGCGCCAACUAAGGCCAACGCGUUGAAAGUGGUGCCGGUGGGUACCUUGUUCGCCUGGCGAUCUUGGUUAUUUUGCUGAUCUUCAUCCUUCUGAUCUUUGUGGAUCUUUGUGAAGUUUCAAGGAUUUACGACCAUGACCAACACCCCUCCUCAAUCGUUGCGUGUCGAAGUCCCUAGUCUCUGGACUACCACGGAAGUCAUACCUCCUAACUUUUCGUCUAUGAAACCAAAGUAAACCAGUGUUGAACUAGUUGGCCACUUCUCCGAGGCGAGCACAGGACGGGCCGGGCCCUUCCUCUGGGUCACCGUGUCUAACCUCAUAUCCAGGCCUUGCCCGGUGGCUUCGCGGCAUGGAUGCCGUUCCUCAGCCCUCCCAGUGACGGGUGUGUCGAAUUCUGACCUCUGUCGGAUUCGAACCCUGCGUCAUUCAGAUCCGGAGAAACUGAACUGAGACACUUAACCACUAGGCGAAAUGGCUACGCUUUUCAUCAUAGUUGGCCUUGUUUAUCGGGUUAUGGAUAUGGCGAAGUAGGAGUCUACGCUGAAACGAGCUACAUUCUAGUUUAGUUAAACCGUCAGCCUUCAUUAAGUUAGUUAGUUGGACAGGAAACUAUCUUACUGGCCGCAUCACGCGCAUGCAAGUAGCGAAGUGCAUAAUGGCGACUCUUCGGGCAUGUGUCAGUUGCUUUAGCUGUUGUGAUCUCGGAUUGGUUGUCGAUCCAGAGCACAGCACUUUCUAAAGAGGGAGACAAGCCGCUCUGUGUGUGUACCAACUGAGUUGGUAGAGGCCUAUAGAAGUCUGUAAAGUCAUGCAGUUCACUAAGCAUGAUUGUGUCAGAAGCUGCAAUAUAUUCACUUUCAGCCGUAAAAUAAGCACGGACAGUUUUUCGGUUACUUCUCCAAGCGAUUGGAACGCCUUUGAAAUUUAAUGCAUGGUCUUUCACUUGCGUUCCCAUAGUUUUCACGCAGUUGGCGAGACCUGCACUACUAAAGAUAUUCACCUCUGGCCUGUCUCUGCCUUCAGGUAAUAAAUUUGAAUAGAUUCUAUUGAGUUCUUCUUCUUGUUCUGGUGAGUAUUCCAGUCCUUGGCCUCUUUGUCACCAGAUACUUCAGCACUUUUCUGGCUGCUUUAGCCAUUCUUGUUGGCGUGGGUUUGCUGUCAUGUCUAGCCAACGCCUGCCACCGGUACAGAGAUGCUCGGGCGCGUGGUCACAGCUACCCAUAGCAAGGCGCCAACUACCUCACGAUAAGGAUACCCAUCGACUAUCUUGGUCCCCUCCUCAAGAAAAGUCGACUCGUCAAAAUAGGGCGAGUAAACCGGAUUCCCGACUUGGAUUUCGAAUCUCUUUGCGAUUCUAUCAGUGUACUCUUCCACGUUGAGCCGAAAUGUUCGAGCUUCACGACAGUAGUACACGACGGCACCUAAGAAGUCCCUGGUGACAUCUUGAGGAACUUCUCUGGUACUUUCGCACUCGGUUUCUCCAUAAGCCUGGCGCAGAAUCACACGGCUCCCAGCCAAGACUGGCUAGUGUGUCGUGAUAUUUCUUGAACCAUGCUCGUGGUGCGUCCUUCAAGCCGUAUAAGGCCUUCUUGGGCUUCACGAUCUCGCGUCCAUGCUUCUCCGCCCCGAUGGAUGGGAGAUGACAGAAGACAUCGCGAUCGAGUUCAGCAUUGAGGGACGCAGAAUCUAAAUCGAACGGGAUCACAUAGUCCUGCUCUGACGUAGCAGAAGUCAGGAGCAACCUAUUUGCGGUAUGUGAAACUACGGGAGCGAAGGUGUAUAGCUCUCUUGAUCGAUCUAGAUUACCGACGACACAAGCGCAAGCCUUGUAUCUUCCACAUCUUUUGAUAGUUAGAAUUAUGGCAAUUGGUCGAGCCUGUCACGCGGUCGCAAGCUCCUCGUCGGAAGCUGCUUUCCACGUUUCAAAGGGCUAGCAGUCUCGCGUGCUCUUCUCAGUAACCUCCUGCCACUUAUCGGCAUCAGGAGACUUGAGUGCUUGAGCAACAGACAAAAUCACACAUGACUCGACGAGUUCCUCAUCUUCGUCGAGUUCACACAUGCCACCAACCGCACUAGCGAGCAGCGCCAUAUUCUUUCUCAAUUCUUCUAACUGUUUCUUUGUUCUUCGUACCCUGCUGCCUGCCUUGUCCUUAGCUCCUUUUGGUCGGCCACGCUUCUCGCCGUGUGUAUGGCGUUCGCCUGCCACAACAUGUGCUGAAGAGGGCGCUUGCAACCUAGACGGACUAAGCGGAGCAGAUGUCACGCGAUCCUUCGCUUCAGCUUUCCCCUCCUCAGGUGAAACACCUUUAGGAGGGUCAUCUGCGUUGGAUUCCUCUACUUUAUCCAGUAACUUCUUCGGAAAUUCCGGUCGGUCCACCUGGAAUGUGCUCCGUGCCAGAGAACCCCGACUGAUGAUCCAGCCUUAGCUCUGACUGUCCAAGCAAGGGGGAGCCCAGCUACGACGCGCCACCCGGCAGGUUUCCCAGUUCGUCAGACUCUAUGUAGGUGCCCUCUGAUCUGGCAAAAGCCAAUCAAUAUUCUUUAUUAAGUAGUCCUCUCUGAACAAACUCUACAUCUCGGGUAGAGUAUUCCGCCCAUCGAUGUCCAAGCUUGCAACGAUCGCCAUGAGCGAAAGUUCCAACCAACCAACCAGACGACUUCGGACAGAAUCCAAGGGAAGACGCCACGGCGGUAUUUGGCCAAGAGCUUGGGUUCAGGAGGGUUGGCUUGAAGUUGUUCACGAAAGUGAACUAGACAACCAAAUCGACGGAGCAUGCCGAUUGAAGUGAACUCUUCGACGAGUUUCUACCAGUCCUGUAUUCCAAGGUUUCAGUUGGACUCUUUCCAUCAUUUUGAGGAAUUUUCGCGUAGUUAUGCGGUAAGCAAUCCCAGCAGUCACCAGCGUGCUCGACGUAGUAACUUCCAGAGACGUUUAUCAACUUAGUCAGCAUUGUGCGAACACUGCCGAACAAAGUCCGCAUAAAACGUUCGCAGGUCUCAUUCAAUCCAGAUUAUAAGGAACAGCCGGACUGUCUGAGACUCGCAGCGAUUGCAUAACUUUGGCCAUGUCGUCACUGCUCAGGGCAGGUUCUCCAUCCCUCCGGAGGAACCGCGCUGCCUUGUCAUAUAGAGAUAAGGAGUAGUCCUGGCGAAUGCCUUUUGUCGCUUCUUCUAUUUCCUCCACGCAGUCACUUUACAGCUUUAGCGGUCGACGCGCACCUUCUUAAUUACAUUACAGAAAUCACUAGCACGCAUCUCUUUGGUCUAACUGAUACGGGUUUGCGAUUCGGAGUAUCUCUAGGCUUUGCUUGUGGUGCGUGUUGGCCUUUCUGUAGAUCGCACCCAGGACAAUUUACCUGGAGGCCAUCUAUGUGAAAGUGCCCACGCCUUCUAUGGCGUUCGAGUCUUGUAAGAUAACAUCUACUGACUCCUUCUUCUACUGUUGAACAAAUGCAACCACUAUCAGUCUCUUCUUUGAGUAAGUUUGCGCGCAAGUGUGGAAGCUGCAGGCGUGGAUGGUUUUUUAUGGGUAUGGCCUGGCCGGUGUCCGUAUGUACGAGACAACCGCCUGCGCCUUUGAGGUUGAGUCCCAAUCCUAAUUGCGAGCAGUUCUCUUCACCUAGCCAAGGUAUAAUACGAUCUAAGUCCUUUUCCCAGCGCUACCAGUAGUCCUACAAAUUCUCACAGUUAUAUCAAUGGAAUCGCCUUUGUGUCUUGAAGUAUAUUUGUUUGCACAACUAUCAACCAAGAUAACCUCUUUUCUUGCAGCAAUGGAACUAGUUGGAAGACUAUGUCCUAUCUGUUUUUACUCCCCCACUAUUAUCCACAGCUAUUUCGUCUCCAGUCUCGUCAUCAUCCAAAUUCAGCGAGCAAAAUCCACCCUCCACCGGUUCCGCGUCUCGGCUCUGCCUUGCGACGUUUUGGCUGCGUCCUCCCGGGUGGUAACUCCGUUAGGAAUACCAUGAGGAGCUGCCGCCAUGCCAACUACAUUCGGGUAGUUUUGAGGCAAGUCGAGUCCCUUCGCAGGACAUUUUGUUUCUACAUGAAUUUCUACUCUAUGUUGAGCCAGACUCAAGGGUCAAAGCAGUGUUGGAACAUUCGAACACAGACUGUUAAGUCGCGUCUAGUUUCUCAUUGAGAAACGCUUGAGUUUGAUACAGAUUGCACUAACAGCCUGAGACAAAUGGUCUCUGGCUGCUUUGAUCCUUGUGGAUGUUCAUUGGGGUUGCAAGGGAAGGAAGCCUCAGCUUCUUCAUUGGGAUAUCAUGUUGCAUGAGGAAGCUUUCACAUGCUUCAUAUGGGAAAGCCUAUGCUAUCGUCAUUGACUCAUACGGUCAUCCGUAUGCUCUUUGAACUGAUCAGAACUGACAAAACGUUAUGGACCUGAUUACAGCUAUGAUUGGACAUCCGAUAUCUCUGCUAUCUGAAUACGUUGAAGGCCCUUUGCCUGUUGAUCGUCGUUUUUGGAACCAUAUGCGUUUAGGUCUGUAGGUUAUCUUGAGAUCUUUCUUGUGUUGCUUUGUCCCUGACUGUGUUGAGAGACUUGAAACGACAAACGAGAGAGAGAAGGGAGAAACCGCCGACACCCGCGCCAACUAAGGCCAACGCGUUGAAAGUGGUGCCGGUGGGUACCUUGUUCGCCUGGCGAUCUUGGUCAUUUUGCUGAUCUUCAUCCUUCUGAUCUUUGUGGAUCUUUGUGAAGUUUCAAGGAUUUACGACCAUGGCCAACAAUAAUAAUAAUGAUAAUAAUGACAAUAAUGAUAAUAAGAAUAAUAAGAAUAAGAAUAAUAAGAAUAAUAAGAAUAAUAAGAAUAAUAAGAAUAAUAAGAAUAAUAAGAAUAAUAAGAAUAAUAAGAAUAAUAAGAAUAAUAAUAAUAAUAAUAAUAAUAAGAAUAAUAAGAAUAAUAAUGAUAAUGAUAAUGAUAAUGAUAAUGAUAAUGAUAAUGAUAAUGAUAAUGAUAACGAUAAUGAUAAUGAUAAUGAUAAUGAUAAUGAUAAUGAUAAUGAUAAUGAUAAUGAUAAUGAUAAUGAUAAUAAUAAUAAUAAUAAUAAUAAUAAUAAUAAUAAUAAUAAUAAUAAUAAUAAUAAUAAUAAUAAUAAUAAUAAUAAUCACACAACAAUAAUAAUAACAUGUUUCAUAAAACCCUAAAAGAGCCAAAUACUCAAAUCACUAGAAGGUGAAGAUGAAGAAAUACGCAAUACAACUUGACCAAAUACCUAAAGUAAAAUAAAGGAAGAAAUAUUUGCAGUAGUCUGUGUAGUCUGUUUAAGACCUCUGUUGCAAAUAAAGGCAGCCACUCAAUUGAAGGACGUCUAAACACCUCUUGUUAGGCCCAUUCAUUCAUUCGUUCAUUCAUUAAAAAGCGACAACAAGACAGGUGGAAAAUAAAACGAAAAAGAAAGAAGUGAACAAAUGACAAUAAUGAAAGCUGUCCGGAAAAAAUAGUUGUUGUCUUCAAAGGAAAAUUUGCAUUCGUAAGUAAAGCACUGGAAACACAACAAAGCACAAGAUGAAUGCAGCCGGUAAGUUUCUAGACCAAGUAAGUGAGUAAAUGAGUAAAUGAGUAAGUGCCGAGAACAAAGAGUGAUGAAGUUGCGGCCUCUACCCCCGUAAUUCGUCUUUUCGACCUCUAUUCCGACUGCUCACCAACGGCGUCAGAAUAGGCUUCCUACGUGUGUGAGCGUUUGGGCGUCCUCUGGUUGGGGUGGAGCGAAUUUAGCUGACCGAAAAUUUACCUCAUCCUUUUCGGUCGCAAUAUUUCACCGGGUUCCGAUCUGUCUCUGGUGUAUGCCUUGUCAAGUGUCUCUGAGACGACGAAGCAUCCCUUCUUCUUCGCUGCGUCCACUCUUCUUCUCCCGAGUAGUGCAGCAUGCCUGGUCGUGGCGAUGAGGACACUGAAAUGGGAGUGUUUGGUGGAGAAGGAUUCGGACACACCAGCACGACCUCUCACGUUGCGCCGAUGUUGAAGGUUGGCGAGAUGUACUACGGCCAGAUUGCCAAGUAUCCCACUUUCUCUCGAGCCGUUGGCCAAACGAGGAACUAUGGGUUUAUCCGUAUUGUGCGCAGCUGCAAUUUCAGCGAAUUCAUCCAAGCACGCCAGGGUAGCAACGUCGUGGAAGCCGCGCUUCUCAGUACAGAAGUAUUUGACCCUGAUGAGUUCAAGAAGUUGGCAGCUGACUUUCGUGGGCCGAGCAUCUUUUUCCAUGAGCAGGACGUAGUAAGUGGCUCUCCACAAGAAGACGAUCAUGUCCUGUUUCUUCUCUCCCCUGGCAAAGGCAGUGACAGAAUCACCAAGGAGCCGAAUUACUGCGCCAGGGGUGUCCAGGUGCUAGUACAUCCCAGCAAAUCACUUCUCCCAGUUGAUGAAGAAAAGAAGAGGCUGGACGAAGAAACGAAAAGUGCAGCACUUGAGCAACGUCUGCAAUCCAUAGAGAAGUCGUUGUCAUGUCACUCCGAUGAACUAAAGGAGGUGCGGGAUGAUAUCAAAGUGACCAAUGUCAAAGUGGACAAAGCUACAGAGGCCCUCACCGAGCUACAGAAAUCGACUGUGAGCUCUGUUGUUCUAGCGCUGGGCACGAGUCAGGCACAGCAGAGUAUCGCAGGGGCCGUCGCUUCGUCGAAGGACCUGGAUCUGAAGCUGUCGACUAUGGUCACUGCAGCUGUUAACUCGACAGGAGUUGCAAGGCCGUCGGUCGGAACUAAGGGAAGCGAUGCGUCAGGGGCCGGUGGAUCUGGGACGCAGCGUGGCCGCACGGCUAACAAGACGUCAGAUCGCAGCAGGUCGGGGAGAAGCAAGUAACUCAAUGCCUAGCGGAGGGAAGCGCGGCGCACUUAGUGGCCAUGCUGAAGAGUGGGCGUCUGAUCUCUCUGACGCUCUGUCUGCAACUGAACAGUCGGACGGUACGUUGCAGGAGUCUGGCACAGAGUGGGAGGGGGUCUGGUCUGAUACUGUACCGUCAUCAGAGGAACUCUGGGGAGACAAUGACAAGCAUGAUGAUAGUAAUUACAUCCAACUGAAUAAGAACGUCACCAAGAACUUCAAGGAUGUCGUUAGCACUGACAAGAGAAGAGAAGCGGGGAGUAGUUUUUUGGCGAACAUGACUCGAGCAAACUUCUUGUCUAGUUCUGAAAUGAAUGCACAGAUUAAGAGACAACAUGACGUUGGGCCGAAUCCCCGCACUAGUGUGCUGUUUGACAACUGUAAAAGUCGCACUCACUGUUCCAUGAUGAAGCAGGUGCCGACUAUCAUGAAUCACCGCCACCAGCUUGCAACUGCUAAAAUUAGGGCCAAAGUGCCCCAGUCUGAUAACCAAGUAGUGCCUUCUGUGGAUAGUAGCAGCUUUUUCCAGCCGCCUGCUUCUUCGUUCUUUGGAGGUCUUCUCGCGCCAGUGUUCGGAUCUUCUAGUGCUCUUCUUGGUGGCGAAUCUCGGCUUCCAUCUGGUGGUAGUGGCGCUUCUGUAAGUGUUGAGAACGAGACGAAAGUAGACAGAAGGUGGCGCUCCGCCUCAACUUCGGAGUUGGGUUUGGACUACAUAAGGAAGGAACAAUCCAAGACCUGGGAGUGGUUGGAGUGCAACGCACCUUGGCCCGGUGGUGUUGUUAACGGUGCGUGCCGUUGGCCGUCGCCUCGCAUUGACUCACCACCGAACUGCGAGAGAUGGUGGGGGCAGGGCGGAGGAGACUGUCCUAGCUACGUCCCUGCUCCUACUGACAACUACCACCGACGUGUGCCAUGGCGUGAUGCAGUGCGGGCGCAGGAUGGCUGGGCGCGUCCCUAUCGUGCGUUCUCUUGUGGUUCUAAUACUACUUUUUCACAUAGUGGCCCAUCGUCGCGCACCACUGUGCUACCUCCUCCUCCACCAGUUAGAGGCGGCGUUGAUGUUGCUCCUGAAGUUAAGCAUGACGCAGCUCAGCAGAAGAGGCUAGGAAAUAGACGUAGAUACAGGGAGAGGAAGCGUGGCUUUAGUGUCAACAUAAUCACGCUCAACAACGAGUCUAAGGGCGAGUCUGCCGAGUGGCAGUCCCGAAUUAGGACCUUCUACGACAUUAAGAAGGAGGACGGCUCUCCAGCCAUUGACGCAAUCCUAUGCUCUGAGGCUUUCUACAGUGGAGGCCGUGGAACGAGAGGAAGUCCUGAUAAGUGGGACUUUCAGCGCGAGCCCGAUGGUAGUUGGAUGGUCUUGUUUGUGAACGGAGCGGCAAUAGUUGUUUUCAACACUUUCUGGGUAAAGUUUAUCAAGAAUAAAGAGUGCCGCAUCUUUGCACGAGACAGAAUCAUUGGGCUCCGUCUGCCAUAUGUCGCGAUUGUUGCUGCGUAUGGUCCUGCAGAUGGGGGCAAGCAUGGGUCUGGAGUUUGCGAGGCCUUUGAUGUGUUCUGUGCGGACUCCGCAGCGGCACUUGCUGAUAUGCGGGCUCCUCUCCAGAGGAAGGCGCAGAAUGGUAGUGGUCUUUACAGCGCAGGCUGGUGUGGGCCUAAGAGGUCGAAGCAGCGCUGCCCUGUCGUGUUCUAUGGUGACAACCUAGGUGUGUUGGGUUCUCCUGCGAGUAGACUGAAGGUCGGGUAUGCUAACGGCUCCACUUCCGGUCAGCAUGGAAUCGACGACAGCAAUGCACGCGGCGCCCAUUUUGCGGCCGAGGUGAUGGAUCCUGCUGGUUUUGCCCUCGUUAAUACACUGCACAGUCACGACGAGUUUUACCUGCCUAGUUUUUGGCCUUCGGCUACGGCUACGAAGGCUCCUGACAGGUCCACACACUGGUCUCGCAGGUGCUCGAAGUGGAGAGAGUUAGAUCUCAUUUUUAUGCCUGGCUGUGACUGCCCAAUGGUGAGGCGCUGUGGGACCUUCUCCUCCAGCUUGGGGCUCGAUCACAGACAUAAGCUCAUCUCUCUUGACAUUGAGGAACAGUACCAGUUGUCCAACAGAGUCGAACAGAAGCGAGUAGCAGAUGAGGCGUCCAGGAAGGAGAAGACGAAUGAGCCGCAGCCAAGUAGGGCAGCCCCUCUCUGGCGGGCCUCUGAGGAUGAGAAAGCGAGGUAUUCUGAGGAGGUUGUGCGACAAUAUGCGGCCAAGGAAGCUGCGGCGGAGGAGGCGGGCAGUUCAGCUACAUUGAUCAAUCUAGUGGAAUCCAUCAAAGCAGCUACUCCUAUAGUUCAGACUUCCGCCAGUCAACAGCUAGAGAAGUACAACAGGUCUCAUGACUAUCGCACGCGCCGCAAGCUGCAGGAUAGAAUAAGGCUACUGCGUCGGAAGCAGAGGGCGCUAGUACUGGUUAAGGAUGAGGGCCUUGCCACGGCCCGCUGCGCGGCGAUUCAGCUUGACCUUUCGGAGGCUGAGCGCGCUCUCGAGGAGUUUCGUGCGACUCAGAAGAGUGACUUCAAUGUGGACCUUCAUUGUAGAUCGCAGAGGAACAUUAAGGCGCAGCACUCAGACGAGGUCCAUUUUGAUCCAGAUACUGCAGCGCUGCACUUCCAGGAGGUGUCUAAGAACGAAGUGGAUCCAGAUUUGAGCGCGCUAUCAGGAGUCGUUCCGCCCCUGUCUGAGUCGAUGAAGGAUGAGCUCAAUAGACCCUUUACUGCAGAAGAGAUUCGAGAUGCUGUUGCUAGAAGAAGGAACUCAAGGCAGAUAGACGAAAGUGGUGACCUCAUCGCUUUCUACAAGUGCCUCAGGGGUGAAGCCUGGGAGCUUAUUGCCAGGGUCUUCAACAAGGAGUGGCAGUCUGGUUUCCGGUGCUUGGAGAGUGAGGAGAACAGGAAGCUUCUCAUGACGAACGUGGUGAAUCUGCUAUACAAGCGAAAGGGUGACAGAAGUAAGCUAGACAACUAUCGUGGUAUUGUCAAUGCCAGCAUUCUCACUAAGGUCCUCUCCGCGUGCCUUCUGGACCGAUUUGAGUCGAUCCUCCGGAAGACGCGCUUCCUCUCUCCAAGGCAGGGCGGCUUUAGACCGGGCCAUCAGGUAGACGAGAAAAUCUUUCUUCUUAGGCGCCUAGCGGAGGACGUUCUUAGGUUCAAAGGAGCUGCGACAGAAGUAGGGAAGCUCGCAGUCGCUAUCCUAUUGGACAUCAAGAAAGCUUACCCUUCCUUUCCUUUCAAGAUUUUUCGUCGUUUCUUUGAGCUGUGGGGCAUUGACGGGACGCCAUUCGCUCAAACAUGCAUCCGAAUUCACCGCUCGACUAGAUAUGUAGUUGUGGCCGACCUUGGUAGGAGCCAACCCUUCUGGUUGAGUUCAGGCUUCGGCGAGGGGCAGAUUACAAGUCCUGGCUUCUUCAAUUCUGGGUACGAGAUCUGUCUUAGGAUCUUUCGAGUGACGCUAGCUGAACAUCUGCCGGGUUCGUCUACUGUGAUGCUGUACUCUCCUCGUGCCAAGUUCGCCUUCCUCCCGCGUGAAAGAGUGCUGGACUUCUUGCACCCGUUGAAUUUAUCUGUUUUGGCCGAUACUGUCUCCGAUUUUGAGUUUGCGGACGACACAGUGACUGCGUCGGUGUUGCUACAUGCUGUCUCGAACUUCCUCUGCUGGGAGGCGACCGUCGGCAGAGAGAUGGGCGUCAGGCCUAACAAGGAAAAGACGGAGUUUCUAGCAUUGUUUAGUCCACGCCUGACCGCAUGGGUCCGCUACCUAGGGAAUUGGCUUGAUCUUGAGGAGGAUGGGCGCCGCAGAGUCGGUAGAAUGCUUAGUGCACUCACUGAAGUCGACAGAGUAUCUGGCGCGGCCGAGACGUCCACUGACUUUGCGGUGACGCUAACCUCUAGGGUCAGGUCAAGGGGCUCAUUCGCAAUUGGUGGUAGAACUUCGUCUGCUCUACAGAUCAGGCAGCGCCAAACAGUCAUGAACUCAGCCGUCUGCCGUCUUUCAGGAAUGCCUCGGUAUGCUCUUCGGCGUUACCAUUGUCCAAUAUCACGGCUGAUGCGACUCCGGCGCGUUCCGUCUGAGGCAGAUUUUACUCGUUAUUCUCAGUGUUCUUUCAUUGGUCAUCUCAUUCGCACCGAUACGCGUAGGUUGUCCCGUAGGGCUCUAUUUGGCUUCUGUGUGGCUGGCAGGCCGGAGCUGGACUGGAGGCUCCUGCCGUCCAACGAAAGGAGGCGACCUGGUCAAGUAGGCCCGAGGAUAUGGCAGGAGGUCAAGGACAGUCUAUCUCUAGUGAUGGGCGCGCGCGAUACAUCUCAGAUCAUAGCAGUCGCCUUGAGUAGACGCCACUGGAACACUGUACUAUAUGAGCUUCGAAUCAAGUUGACAAUGGACCACUACGCCACUGACAAGGGGGCUUCUCCUGAGUCGUUGGCCACGGCGAGGCUGUACUGGGUAGAGCAGUACACGAAAAGGGGAGACGCGUUGCCCGAGCUUGAUCCUCAGUGCAGAAGUGGCCUCUCUUGGUUCAACGAAGAUGGCAGCUUCGCUGACCCGGAUCUUGACGCCAUCUGGAGACAGAAGGUUUUGCCCAACUAUGAGCCGCAGAUGAGGUGCCGCUUUUGCUCGUUAUCGGUUCCCGGGUGGGAUGAGCGAUUUGCGCUGCAAUUGGUUCAGUCUGAGGGGAGGAUAGCGCUCCGACCGUCUGACGCAGCUGCUGCUGCGGACGCGUCUGCCAAACUGUUAGUUGAGCACGAGGAGUUGUGUCCACGGCGCGAAGUAGCUCUUUCAUAUGACGAGUCCAAGUUUAGGCCUCCUCCAUCCUUCCGCUCUGGUGACAUCUGUGACGUUGUAAGUAGUCUCCACUCAAGCUCGACGAAGGAGGACAAAGAUCUGCACUCAGUUCUUCGCCUGUUUAAUGCUAAUGAAAUCAAGUCUGUCUUUACCCCAGCGCAGGCACUGCGGAGAGAAAGCGACGAACAGUGGGCGUCACAUGUUGGGGAGGAGCCGCUGAAGUGGGAGAAGGAAGUGGCGGAGUUCCCGGACUUCCGAUGUGGCAGCUCAAGUUCAGUAUGUGGGUCUUCUUCUAGUAGCUCGAGUAGUAGAGCUGCCAUUUCUGCUCCGUCGUUACUUCAGGGUGGACGCAUUGAGUGCUUCUGCGCAGAGUGUAGGGCUUGGGUUGUGAAGCAGCAGGCCAGGAGGCGCGCCAAGGACCGCAGCGUGCGUGGUGGUGGUCUCUCGAAGUCGUCCUCUUCUAUUCAGUUCACAACUACUUCCUCUUCCUCUUCUGAUGAAUAUAACGGAGUGGUGCCCGCGUGUGGUGGUGAUCGCCUGGCGUCCUCGAGAUUGGUGGAAGACCUUGAGGAUGACCUCCUAGCUGAGUCGCAGCCCUUGAGAACGCCUACUGUUGCUGUCUCUGAGAAGCCGGCUCAAUUCGGAGAUGGUCGCGGCAGGCGUUUUGAAAGUUUUUUAGCUGCUUUCAGGCACAUGAGAAGUCUGAAGUCAGACCGAGCUGCUGCUACUUUUUUACAAGCCAUAACAGUGCCGCCCGCCAAGAAGUCCGGCGAGAAAGUCUCGAGAGUCAAGCCCAGAAGGAAGCUCGCUAUUGACGCUGGAACUAGAAAGCAGAAAGCCCUUGCGCCGAGCUCUGCAGCAGACGGGGCUUUAGGUAGCGGGUCCAGUCUUAGCCGCCUGCCUCCGGGUAUCCAGUGGCACUCGUCUUGGAGCGGUGCUGCUAAGAGCGUUUUUGGUGGGUGUUUUCGAGUAUACGCGAAUGUGACGAAAGAAGGCGAGUCGCGCACCAUUUUCGAGAACGUAACUGUAGAGGGAAAUGGAAAUGAUCCGCGUCUAGCUUUACUCGAGGCUCGAGCGGUACUAGAGCGCAUGAAGACCGACCCAGCGCCGUUCUUAGCGUCUCGCGCUGCGUGGAGAGAGAAGCGACGCAUUAACGCCGAGAAGAAGAGGAGAGAAGAAGCUGCUCGCUCCAAGUAGAAGCUGUUAGAGUGUAGCAGCUGAGUAAGUACAGCAAAGAGUCGAGCUCAGUGGUUGACUUGUUUUCUAGAUAACGAAAAAAAGCGUUUUUGGAAGUGAGAAAGUUAGUUUGGUACCCUGUGAGAAAAGCAAGACUUGUGUUGUCUUUACGGAAGUUCGUCAAUAAAAAAUAAAAGAGCUUUAGCUUUCUUAUUUUUCAACUUUUCUAGUCUUUAUUUGAUAGUAGUCGCUAUUAAGUUAGUCGCCCCGCGACUGUUUCGGUCUUACUCGUUAACUCAGGUACUCAAAAACUCAUUUGUCCUAAGCAUAAGCAAUAGCGGCCCCGCAGUUGUACUUUCUGUUCUGUGUUUACUUUACUCCUGACUUGUCCUGAAAUCCUAGUGGUGAUAAAGAACUGUCUUCCUUGUUCCUAGUAGUGAUUGCUGUCUCUUCUUCUUUUAGGUUGAACUAAAGUGAUAUUGAGUAAUUACUUCCUUUUAGUUGUCUUCUUAGAGUGUUUACUUUUACUUCUUGAGCUUCCGCCCUACGGGGUGUCUGUUUGAAACAUUAGCUUUCUUUCUAAGUUAGUUCCUCAGUUAUCUGCUUGCUGUGGUAGGUCCUUCAAGCUGUCUCCAGGUUUUUUGUUGAGUGCGAAACGUACUGCGCCCCUAUAGGUGGCCAGAAACAUUUUCUGAAAUCUCCAAAAUCCAAAAUCCAAGUGAGUCAAUGAAUGAGUAAGAAAGUAAGUACUACUUUUUCGAUUGUUCUUCAACCCUUUUUAAGAGUUGCACAACGCGCAAAACUAAAGUUAUUCAUACAAGGAUGACGGAACUCGGAUGAAAAAUGUCGCACUUUGGAAACGUGUCAAAAUAUGUGGGCAACUGGAUGAAAGAAGGCCGAUUUGGUCAAGUGAAGUAUAUUUAUAUAUGGGUUACAGAUCUGCAUGCGUCAUCAGUUUUUCUCAAUGUUUCACCUCCUCCACUUUUCUGACUUCAUCUAGCUAAAGUUUCGUGAAAAAUUAUUUGAUUAAUAACUAGACACAAAAGAUCCAAUAUCGCUACAAUGAAAAAUUUUCUUUCGAAGUUACGGACGGCGUCGAUCAUUCUUAGAGAAUUAUGUUGGUAGGACACAAUAAUUCUUUGACAACGAAGAUCUACAGCACCCUGACAGUUUGUUUCUUCUUUCCUUUGCCCAGCAGCAGGACAUAUAAUUAAUAUAUCAUGACUUGCGUUUCUAGUAUAGACUCUCAGCGGAAAAUCUUCAGUAGGAUGCACUGGGAGAAUCGUGCCCAUAUGGAUCGCACCGCUGAAGGGGCUUGCGCCCAUGGUGGUGGAUGCCGCAGCGCCUCUGCCCUUCCACGUGAUUCCUGGCGCGAGGAUGUGCCGCAUAGCACCGGAGCACCUUGCGCGUGGUGUGUGUGUGUUUGUAGCGUCGGCGACCUCCGUUGCGGCCAGAGGCGUGUCGCUGGCCCUCUCCAGUUUCUCGCGUCUCCCUUGGGCGCUCAGGUUCAGGCGCUGCUCCCGGAGCUAGGUCCUCGGAGAGAAAGCGAGUCGCGCUGGGGCGCCCAGGCCUGGAUUCCUUGGCUGAUGCGAUGGGUGUGGCAAUUGUUAUGCCAUUGCGAGCGCCCUCGCGCAUGCGCUUUUCCUGCUUGUGGGGCAGGAGAGUGGUUGGAGCUGCAGAGGGCCUCAGGCAUUUGCCAGUCUCAGGACCCGGAAAAGGCUGGCGUCUGCGUCAGACGCCAGGAUUCUCGAGCGCCUAAGAAUUUCUGAGACCACUGGGCCGGUGCCCGUACCCGUAAAACACCUGGCGUCUGACGCAGACGCCAGACCUUUGCCAAGUCUCAGAACGAAGUUGUGAGGCGUGGCGCGAAAGUCCGAGCGCUUGCCGCACAGCUAAGCUCUCGGGGGCACGAUGAAACUGCGACUACGCACUGCGGCGCCUGUCGUGGCGCUACCUGUAGCUUCGUCUACAGGUCCGUAGUUGGACGCAUCGGCCGGCGGGCCCUGCAGCCGUGCUUUUGACUCUGGGGGUGGAGUUCACCUGGCAGGCUCGCGUGGCAGCUCUUCGGCCUCUUGCUCUCCGGGGUGUCUGGCCGUGCCUUCUCGUUGGAGUCACGGUUGGUGCGCUGAUGGGGCUUGUCGUUGUUUGCCUGGGCGGCCGGACUGUCUGGUGUCUGUGCGUGGUCAGGGCAGCGCGAAUUUUGUCCUGACUGCGAGAGGGGUAACGGGUCCAAGCUCGGAGGUUUAUCGUUUUGAAACUAAGGGGGGCCCGCCUAGCUUGAUGGCCCUCUGGGCCGCGGGGUUGCGGUGCUCUGCGUCUACAGCUGUAGUUAGCCCAUCUGCCUCAGUAUCCCUUACUGAAGGUUUUCCGCUGAAAAUGCAUGCAUUUCCCAAAGUCAUGUAAUAUAUUUCAUACUGUUAGUACAACUAGGUUGUAGCCGCGCUCAUUCAUACUGUUAGUACUAAAGGUCGUAGCGCUCAUACUCAUUCAUUAAGUCCUCGCGGUCCAUUUGAUGGCAUAUCCAGCCUAUACGCUCACCCUGUCAUAAGUGAGCAUUCUCCUAUCCUAUCCUAUCUGUGUAGACUCCCCCACGUGUCUGUGUCUUCUUGGAGAUGAAUCCUAAACUACUGUCACUUCGUUCUGCUUCUGACAUGAUCCUUCUGAAAGGGGAAGCAGGUGGCACUCAUUUGGAA
Molecule: messenger RNA, 23106 nt
Organism: Amoebophrya sp. A25
Lineage: Eukaryota; Dinophyceae; Syndiniales; Amoebophryaceae
Source: the annotation of a GenBank genome assembly